Phytomonas sp. EM1 is the source of this 1635-nucleotide messenger RNA. Lineage: Eukaryota; Euglenozoa; Kinetoplastea; Trypanosomatida; Trypanosomatidae. The record is from the annotation of a GenBank genome assembly.
AUGCUGCGCCGUGGCUGCACCUUCCGCAAGAUUGCCUGGCGGGCGGUCCCGGACCACACGCACUACGACGUCUGUGUGAUUGGGGGCGGCCCCGGUGGCAUCGCCGCGGCCCUCCGCGCCGUGGACUUCCAAAAAAAAGUCUGCCUGAUCGAGUGCAACCGUCUCGGUGGGCACGACCUCUGGGGCGGCACCCUCCACUCCAAGACGUUGUGGGAGUUCUCCUCGGGCCUCUCCAAGGCGCGUGGGGCGGCGGCGCGGCGGCUGUACGGGGUGUCGCUCGAGUCCCACCUCCGCCUGGACGAGGCGCGGAUGCGGGCCUCCAUGGACGAGGUCAGCUGCACCCGGGAGGCCCAAAUCGCGACGGCCCUGAAGGCCAGCGACGUCCGCUUUGUGACCGGCCACGCGCGCUUCGUGAGCAACCACGAGGUGUUGUGUCACGGCAAGGGGCUGGGUCCCGAGGAGGCCCCGACGGCCUUCCGGCGGAUCACCGCGGAUUACUUCGUGAUCGCGACGGGAUCCACCCCGCGGCGGCACCCCGCCGUGCCGACGGACGGCCGUCUCGUCGUGACCUCCGACCACGUCAUGCGGCUGCCGCUGCCGCGCCGGCUCGUCAUCGUCGGUGCCGGCGUUCUCGGCUGCGAGUUCGCCAGCAUCCUCGCCGGGCUCGGCCGCACGGCGGUCGCGAUCGUCGACAAGGAGGCCCGCAUCCUCCCCGAGGAGGAUGACGACGUCGUUGAGAUCGUGGAGCGGCAGAUGGAGGCGGAGGGCGUCACCAUCCACCACGACUCCAGGCUGUAUGACCUGCAGCUCUGGGAGGACGACACCGACAACUCCCUCGGCGGCGUCCAGUACACCCUCAUGAAUCGCUACACGAAGGAGCUCACUACCCACCACGUCGAUCAGGCCCUCCUCGCCAUCGGGCGAUGGCCGAACUACAACAGCCUCGGCCUCACCAAUACCUCCGUCAAAACCCGAGAUGGAAGGCUCGUCGCGAAUGAGUUCGGGCUGUGCGAGAAUACGAAGAAUAUCUACGUCAUUGGCGACGCCGCCGCCAAGAAUUUCCGCGUGUGCGUGGCGGAAUCGAUGGGGAAGCUUGCCGUGGAACACAUGUACUCCCCGCGGCUGCAGCGUCCGCCGAUCCCGUUCAGCAUCACGCCGAAGCUAGGCUUUUUCUCGCUCGCGAUCGCAUCGGUCGGGCUCGGUGAGAAGGGCUGCCGGGAGAAGAAUGUCGCCUACAUCGCGUGUAAAUACGGCUACGACCUCGUCAGUCGCAGCGUCGCCGCGACGAGCACCAAUGGGUUUAUCAAGAUUCUCGUUUCAAAGGAAAUGCCGCACUAUAUUUUGGGCCUCCGCGCGGUCGGUCUGGGUUCGAGCACGCUUGUCGACCUUGCCACACUCGCACUGCAUAGAAGACAAACGGUAUAUGACCUCGCAAACCGCUUGACGGGGUAUCCCGCGCUCUCGCAGGCUUUUCAGGAGUGCUUGCAUGCGAUUCUGGGUACCUCGGUACUAAAGCCCGGAGCCUUCGAUAGCAUCACCCUAACGGAGUGGACCCCAGAUAACUAUCAGCGCGGGGUGGCCUUCCAGGAGACCCUUCGCGCAGAGAAAGACCGAAAAAAGUCUUUUAACGACUGA